AGUCUCUACGGUCCGGGCGCUGGCUGGUGCUCCCCCGGCGGGUGUCUGGUUUCCAAUCCACCGGCUGCACUGGCCGGAACCGGGCUCGCUUGGGUGCCAGAGGCUGGUGCGAGCGCCCGCGGAGCAACAGGAGCCCAAAGAAAGAGGGAGAAGCAACAGCAGAGAACGGCGAGGGAGCGCGGAAGGGAGGGUUCCUGAAGCCCGCGCCCUCCACCCCGGGGCCGGAUUCUGCACUGAAUGGGCACGAACCGCGGGCGAGGUGGCAAGCCUCUGAUGUAAGGAACUCAAGGGGAAAUAAAUUAUACAGGAUGAAAAGAUGGCAAUGUUGCCUCCCCCAGGAUCUCAGAGUUUUGUCUACUUUACAAAACAGUCUCUUGCCCUUAUUGAACAACGUAUUGCUGAAGGAAAAGCAAAGGAACCCAAAGAAGAAAAGAAAGAUGAAGAAGAAGAAGCUCUAAAGCCAAGCAGUGACUUGGAAGCCGGCAAGCAGCUGCCCUUCAUCUAUGGUGACAUCCCUCCUGGCAUGGUGUCAGAGCCCCUGGAGGACCUGGACCCGUACUAUGCAGAUAAAAAGACUUUCAUUGUGUUGAACAAAGGCAAAGCAAUCUUCCGUUUCAAUGCUGCACCUGCUUUGUACAUGCUCUCUCCUUUCAGUCCUCUACGAAGAAUAUCUAUUAAGAUUUUAGUACAUUCAUUAUUCAGCAUGCUUAUCAUGUGCACUAUUCUGACAAACUGCAUCUUUAUGACCCUGAAUAACCCUCCAGAUUGGACCAAGAAUGUAGAGUACACUUUUACUGGAAUAUAUACUUUUGAAUCACUCAUAAAAAUCCUUGCUAGAGGCUUCUGUGUAGGAGAAUUCACUUUCCUUCGUGACCCAUGGAACUGGCUGGACUUUGUCGUUAUUGUUUUUGCGUAUUUAACAGAAUUUGUAAACCUAGGCAAUGUUUCAGCUCUUCGAACUUUCAGAGUGUUGAGAGCUUUGAAAACUAUAUCUGUAAUCCCAGGCCUGAAGACCAUCGUGGGUGCCCUGAUCCAGUCUGUGAAGAAGCUCUCAGACGUCAUGAUCCUGACCGUGUUCUGCCUGAGUGUGUUUGCGCUCAUUGGGCUGCAGCUGUUCAUGGGCAACCUGAAGUAUAAAUGUCUGAGGGAUUCACUUGACAAUAAUGAGACAUUAGCAAUAAUUAACAAGAUCGUUGAAGAAGAAGAAGCCUCCUACAGAAAGUAUUUUUAUUUCUUGGAGGGAUCCAAAGAUGCUCUCCUUUGUGGUGUCAGCACAGAUGCAGGUCAGUGUCCAGAAGGGUACACAUGUGUGAAAGCUGGUAGGAAUCCUGAUUAUGGCUACACAAGCUUUGACACGUUCAGCUGGGCCUUCUUAGCCUUGUUUCGGCUGAUGACCCAGGAUUACUGGGAAAACCUGUACCAACAGACUUUGCGUGUUGCUGGGAAAACCUACAUGAUCUUCUUUGUUGUGGUGAUUUUCCUGGGCUCCUUCUAUCUAAUAAAUUUGAUUCUGGCUGUAGUUGCCAUGGCCUAUGAAGAACAAAACCAGGCAAACAUUGAAGAAGCCAGGCAGAAAGAGUUAGAAUUUCAACAGAUGUUAGAUCGGCUUAAAAAAGAACAAGAAGAAGCUGAGGCAAUAGCAAUGGCAGCUGCUGAAUAUACAAGUAUUGGAAGAAGCAGGAUUAUGGGCCUCUCUGAAAGUUCUUCUGAAACAUCCAAACUGAGCUCUAAAAGUGCUAAAGAAAGGAGAAACAGAAGAAAGAAAAAGAAUCAAAAGAAGCUUUCUAGUGGGGAAGAAAAGGGAGAUGAUGAGAAAUUGUCCAAAUCGGAAUCAGAAGAGAGUAUUAGGAGGAAAAGCUUCCAUCUUGGUGUUGAAGGGCACAGACGAGGGCAUGAGAAGGGGCGCGCCACCCCCAGUCAGUCGCCACUCAGCAUCCGUGGCUCCUUGCUCUCUGCAAGGCGCAGCAGCAGAACAAGUCUUUUUAGUUUCAAAGUUCGGGGGAAAGAUGGUGGAUCUGAGACUGAAUUUGCAGAUGACGAACACAGCAUUUUUGGAGACAAUGAGAGUAGAAGAGGCUCACUGUUCGUGCCCCACAGACCUCGGGAAAGGCGCAGCAGUAACAUCAGUCAAGCCAGUAGGUCCCCCCAAAUGCUGCCAGUGAACGGGAAGAUGCACAGUGCAGUGGACUGCAAUGGUGUGGUCUCCUUGGUUGAUGGACCUUCUGCCCUCAUGCUCCCCAAUGGACAGCUUCUUCCAGAGGUGAUAAUAGAUAAGGCAACUUCUGAUGACAGUUGUACAACCAAUCAAACACACAAGAAAAGACGUUCCAGUUCUUACUUUCUUUCUGAGGAUAUGUUGAAUGAUCCCAAUCUCAGACAAAGGGCUAUGAGCAGAGCAAGCAUAUUAACAAACACUGUAGAAGAACUUGAAGAAUCCAGACAAAAAUGUCCACCUUGGUGGUACAGAUUUGCACAUACAUUCUUGAUCUGGAAUUGCUCUCCAUAUUGGAUAAAAUUCAAAAGGCUUAUCUAUCUUAUUGUAAUGGAUCCUUUUGUGGAUCUUGCUAUUACCAUUUGCAUAGUUUUAAACACAUUGUUUAUGGCUAUGGAACAUCACCCAAUGACUGAUGAAUUCAAAGAUGUGCUUACUGUGGGAAAUUUGGUCUUUACUGGGAUCUUUGCAGCUGAAAUGGUUUUAAAAUUAAUUGCCAUGGAUCCAUAUGAGUAUUUCCAAGUAGGAUGGAAUAUAUUUGACAGCCUUAUUGUGACUUUAAGUUUAGUGGAGCUUUUCCUGUCAGAUGUGGAAGGAUUGUCAGUCUUGAGAUCAUUCAGACUGCUCCGAGUUUUCAAGUUGGCAAAAUCUUGGCCAACACUGAACAUGCUGAUAAAGAUUAUUGGUAACUCAGUUGGGGCUCUGGGUAACCUCACCCUGGUGUUGGCCAUCAUCGUCUUCAUUUUUGCUGUAGUCGGCAUGCAGCUCUUUGGUAAGAGCUACAAAGAAUGUGUCUGCAAGAUCAAUGAAGACUGUAAACUACCGCGCUGGCACAUGAAUGACUUCUUCCACUCCUUCCUGAUUGUGUUCCGUGUGCUGUGUGGAGAGUGGAUAGAGACCAUGUGGGACUGCAUGGAGGUCGCUGGGCAAGCCAUGUGCCUGAUUGUGUACAUGAUGGUCAUGGUGAUUGGAAACCUAGUGGUCCUGAACCUAUUUCUGGCUUUAUUACUGAGCAGCUUUAGUUCAGACAACCUUACAGGAUUUGAAGAAGACACUGAUGCAAACAACCUCCAGAUUGCUGUGGCCAGAAUCAAGAAGGGAAUAAAUUAUGUGAAGCAAACCUUACAUGAAUUUAUUCUUAAAGCCUUUUCCAAAAAACCAGUGGUUUCCAAAGAGAUAAAACAAUCAAAAGAUCUAAAUAGCACAAAGGAAAACUCUGUCUCCAACCGCACACUUGCUGAAAUGAGCAAAGAUCAGAACUUCCACAAGGAAAAAGAUAAAAUCAGUGGUUUUGAAAGCAGCAUGGACAGAUACUUGAUGGAAGAAAGUGAUUGUCAAUCAUUUAUUCAUAAUGCAAGCCUCACAGUAACUGUGCCAAUUGCCCCCGGGGAGUCUGAUUUGGAAAAUAUGAAUACUGAAGAGCUAAGCAGUGAUACAGAUAGUGAAUACAGCAAAGGGAGACCAAACCAAUCAAGUUCCUCUGAGUGCAGCACAGUUGAUAACCCUCUACCUGGAGAAGGAGAAGAAGCAGAGGCUGAACCUGUAAAUCCAGAUGAGCCAGAGGCCUGUUUUACGGAUGGUUGUGUGCGGAGGUUCCCAUGCUGCCAAGUUAACAUAGAAUCAGGGAAAGGAAAGAUUUGGUGGAACAUCAGGAAAACCUGCUUCAAAAUAGUUGAACACAGUUGGUUUGAGAGCUUCAUUGUUCUCAUGAUCCUGCUCAGCAGUGGUGCACUGGCUUUUGAAGAUAUAUAUAUUGAAAAGAAAAAGACCAUUAAGAUUGUCCUGGAUUACGCUGACAAGAUAUUUACUUAUGUCUUCAUUCUGGAAAUGCUUCUAAAAUGGAUAGCGUAUGGUUAUAAAACAUACUUCACCAAUGCCUGGUGUUGGCUAGAUUUCUUAAUUGUUGAUGUUUCUUUGGUUACUCUAGUGGCAAGCACACUUGAUUACUCUGACCUUGGCCCUAUCAAGUCUCUUCGUACACUGAGAGCUUUGAGACCUCUAAGAGCUUUAUCAAGAUUUGAAGGAAUGAGGGUUGUUGUAAAUGCUCUCAUAGGUGCAAUUCCUUCCAUCAUGAAUGUGCUGCUUGUGUGUCUUAUAUUCUGGCUAAUAUUUAGCAUCAUGGGAGUAAAUUUGUUUGCUGGCAAGUUCUAUGAGUGUGUUAACACCACAGAUGGGUCACGCUUUCAUUCAAGUAUAGUUUCAAAUCGAUCUGAGUGCUUGGCACUUAUGAAUGUUAGUCAAAAUGUACGAUGGAAAAACCUGAAAGUGAACUUUGAUAAUGUUGGACUCGGUUACCUGUCUCUGCUGCAAGUUGCUACAUUUAAAGGAUGGAUGGAUAUUAUGUAUGCAGCUGUUGACUCUGUUAAUGUAGACAAGCAACCCAUGUAUGAGUACAGCCUCUACAUGUAUCUUUAUUUUGUCAUCUUUAUCAUCUUCGGUUCAUUCUUCACUUUGAACUUGUUCAUUGGUGUUAUCAUAGAUAAUUUCAAUCAACAGAAAAAGAAGCUUGGAGGUCAGGACAUCUUUAUGACAGAAGAACAAAAGAAAUAUUAUAAUGCAAUGAAAAAGCUGGGAUCCAAGAAACCACAAAAGCCAAUACCUCGACCAGGGAACAAGUUUCAAGGAUGUAUAUUUGACCUAGUAACUAACAAAGUUUUUGAUAUCACUAUCAUGGUGCUUAUCUGCCUCAACAUGGUAACCAUGAUGGUAGAAAAAGAGGGGCAAAGUACCUACAUGACUGAUGUUUUAUAUUGGAUAAAUGUGGUCUUUAUUAUCCUUUUCACUGGAGAAUGUGUGCUGAAAUUGAUCUCCCUCAGACACUAUUACUUCACUGUGGGAUGGAACAUUUUUGAUUUUGUGGUUGUGAUUCUUUCCAUUGUUGGUAUGUUUCUAGCUGAUAUAAUAGAAAAGUAUUUUGUGUCUCCUACCUUGUUCCGAGUGAUCCGACUUGCCAGGAUUGGCAGAAUCUUGCGUCUCAUCAAAGGGGCCAAGGGGAUUCGCACGCUGCUCUUUGCGCUGAUGAUGUCCCUGCCUGCGUUGUUUAACAUCGGCCUCCUGCUCUUCCUGGUCAUGUUCAUCUACGCCAUCUUUGGCAUGUCCAACUUUGCCUAUGUUAAAAAAGAAGCUGGAAUUAAUGACAUGUUCAACUUUGAAACCUUUGGCAAUAGCAUGAUCUGCCUAUUCCAGAUCACCACGUCUGCCGGCUGGGAUGGGUUGCUGGCGCCUAUUCUCAACAGUGGCCCUCCCGACUGUGACCCUGAAAAAGACCACCCUGGGAGCUCAGUGAAGGGAGACUGUGGGAACCCAUCUGUUGGGAUUUUCUACUUUGUCAGUUACAUCAUCAUAUCAUUUCUGGUCGUGGUGAACAUGUACAUCGCUGUCAUCCUGGAGAACUUCAGCGUUGCUACUGAAGAAAGCACUGAACCCCUGAGUGAGGAUGAUUUUGAGAUGUUCUAUGAGGUUUGGGAGAAGUUUGAUCCGGAUGCCACCCAGUUUAUAGAAUACACCAAGCUGUCUGAUUUUGCAGCUGCUCUGGAUCCUCCUCUUCUCAUAGCAAAACCAAACAAAGUCCAGCUCAUCGCCAUGGACCUGCCCAUGGUCAGUGGAGACCGGAUCCACUGCCUGGACAUCUUAUUUGCCUUUACAAAGCGGGUUUUGGGUGAAGGUGGAGAAAUGGACUCUCUUCGGUCACAGAUGGAAGAGAGGUUCAUGUCUGCAAAUCCUUCUAAGGUGUCCUAUGAACCCAUCACAACAACACUAAAACGUAAACAAGAGGAUGUAUCUGCUACUGUUAUUCAACGUGCUUACAGACGUUACCGCUUGCGACAAAAUGUCAAAAAUAUAUCAAGUAUAUACAUAAAAGAUGGAGACAGAGAUGAUGACUUGCCCAAUAAAGAAGAUAUGAUUUUUGAUAAUGUUAAUGAGAACUCAACUCCAGAAAAAACAGAUGCAACACCAUCCACCGUCUCUCCACCUUCAUAUGAUAGUGUAACAAAGCCAGACAAAGAAAAAUAUGAGACAGACAAAACAGAAAAGGAAGAUAAAGGGAAAGAUGGCAAGGACAGUAAAUAAAGCUUCACUUCUGCUAUAUUGUUUACAGCCUGUGAAGGUGAUAUAAUUGUGUUAAUGAGACUCUUUUAAAGGGGUCUAUGCCAAAACUCUUUUAAUCAAAAUAUUCUCAAAAUUAGUGCAUUCACUAGCUCUGAUUCCCUAAAAUAGUUGGACAGCAUUCACAGAUGGCUAUUUUUGCAGCAGUAAAAAGUUGUAAGAGUCACACUAUAGGGGAUGAUUACAAGAAACAAAAGUGAUUUCAUUUUAUUUGCUUUUAAUAAAGUAAGAGAUCAUGAGGAAAAUA
Molecule: messenger RNA, 6566 nt
Organism: Condylura cristata (star-nosed mole)
Lineage: Eukaryota; Metazoa; Chordata; Mammalia; Eulipotyphla; Talpidae
Gene: SCN9A
Product: sodium channel, voltage gated, type IX alpha subunit
Exons: 27
Coding region: 317-6283 (1988 amino acids)
Biological process (GO): membrane depolarization during action potential; sodium ion transmembrane transport; neuronal action potential
Cellular component (GO): axon; plasma membrane; voltage-gated sodium channel complex
Molecular function (GO): voltage-gated sodium channel activity; protein binding
Source: RefSeq, a predicted model, not a curated record